AGGGCAACUGGUGGGGUCAAGAAAGGAUGGUUGAAAGGUUUGGAUAUUCACACACAUCCACAGGAUAUAGGUGUGAGCACAUCUAGACGAGAACCAUUCAGGCCACCCAUUAUGAGACAGUCUAAUAGGGUUAUCGAAUUGCAGCAGACUGUUGACUCAUUGAAGGCAGAUAAUUAUAACUUUCGACAAGAAAUAUCUAAUGUUUUGGCAGAUAAUGCUAGUCUACGGGAGCAACAAUCGAUUUUUACAACAUAGAUGCAGCAACAGAUGCAGCAACUCUACCAGCAUUUCGGCAUGACCCCACUGGAUACCAGUGGGACAGUCACCCCUAGGACACCCCGAGAUAUUUAGGUUUUUCUAUUUUCAAUUAAAUAUUUGUAUUGACUUUAUAUUUGUAAUAGAUAUUAGAGGCUUAUAUAUUUAUACUAAACUUAAAAAAAUUUC
This is a messenger RNA of Rubroshorea leprosula, 444 nucleotides long. Lineage: Eukaryota; Viridiplantae; Streptophyta; Magnoliopsida; Malvales; Dipterocarpaceae. The record is from the annotation of a GenBank genome assembly.